GCACCGCGCGCCGCACGCGUCGACGUCGAACCGAUAUUUACCGACAAAUUCAAACGAACGCAUUCCUAUUUCAAAAGUUGAAAUUUAAAAAUCGAAUGAAACGUCGCAAAUUGAAAAAGAAUUUUGACAUUUCGUGAGUGUUUUCAUUGUUUUCCCGCGCGAUUAAGUGUCAGUGUAGUUUUUAAGUUUAUAUUUUUUUAAAGUGUCUGAUCUGAUCAUAGUGCGUUGGUUACACAGCCAGUGUUCUUAUGUGGAGGUGUCAGAUGGGAGGUCGGAUUUUCUAGCGCAAGGAGAAAGCAUUGCGAAUGAUGGUAUGGCCAGAGCCACAAGCAUUCAGAAGCACGGAAUAAAGACACUAUAAGAAUAUUAUAUAACACAAUAAAAAAUAACGUAACGCUAACUAGCUGAGUGACCUUGAGUGAAGCAAGCGUAUUAAAACGAUAAUAUUAUCUGUGGCUCUUAAAUAACAAAUAAGAAAAACUAACAGUGAUUUUAUUUUGUAAAUUCAAAUAACGUGAAGUUAAAACCAUUGAACGAAUGUGCCAUUUUAUGUAUCGAUUGAAAGGUUUUGAAAUUCGAACGUGGAAUUGAUUUCUUUUUAAUACAUUCCAUUUUUAAACAGUGCGAUAAUAAAAUAUGUUUUGUCAUUAAAAGUAAUAAGAAUUUAGGCGUUCUUUUCUUUUUAAAUUUGAAGUGCCAGUGUUUUUAAUUCAACUGACUUUAUUCUCUAAAGGAAGUGAAAGUGUCGUAACAAGUUAUAAUUGUUACGUUAUUUUAAAAGUUUUGGAGUGUCAGUGUUGUAUUGUAACGUUAUUAUAUCUAACGAGUUAUAACGUUAUAAGUGUAAAAUGCUAAGAUGGCGUUUAUCGGCCCGAGGAACAGUGCGCCUGUUAUCCGGGACAGUUUGCACACACCGGCGUAUGAGAUCAAGUUGGAGACGGUGCUGGGUCUCACGGUCAGCAGCAACGCGGCCCUGGACUGCGACCCCAACACCGAGCUGGUCGCUUACCCUGCAGGAUGCACAGUGGUCCUGUACAACGUGCGCAAGAACCGGCAGUCGCACGUGCUGAACGCGUCGCGCAAGUCGGUGACGUGUGUCGCCUUCAGCCCGGACGGGCGGUACCUCGCCACAGGAGAGUGCGGGCACGCCCCUGCCGUGCGAGUGUGGGACCUACAGGACCCGUCCGCGUCGGGGGCCGUCCAGAUAGCUGAGUUCCCAGGGCAUACGCAUGGGGUCAACUGUGUUGCGUUCUCAACAUCAUCCAAGUAUCUAGUCUCGGUGGGUUCCCAGCACGACAUGAUAGUCAACGUGUGGGACUGGCGGGCCAACCUCAAGCUGGCCAGUAAUAAGGUGUCGUCCCGUGUGAAGGCGGUCAGCUUCUCGGAGAGCGGCAACUACUUCGUAACCGUCGGCUUCAGACACGUCAAGUUCUGGUACCUCGAGUACUCCAGGAAUGCCAAGAUCAAGGAGCCGGUGCCCCUGAUGGGCCGCUCGGCUAUCCUGGGCUCGCAGAAGGACAACGAGUUCUGCGACGUGGUGUGCGCGCGCCACGGCGAGGACAGCGCCUACGUCAUCACGCGCGGCGGCCUGCUGUGCCAGUUCAACAGCAGGAGGCUGCUGGACAAGUGGGUCGAGCUGAGGACGACCUCAGCGAACUGCAUGGCGAUAGGGUCGCAAUACAUCUUCGUCGGGUGCGCAGAAGGCAUCGUGCGGGUGUUCGCGCCGGAGACCCUGCAGUACAUCACCACACUGCCGCGCGCGCACUACCUCGGUGUGGACGUGGCGCAGGGCGCCGACAUCAGCCAUAUGUUCACGCAACCACCGAACGCGCGGUACCCAGACGCCGUGGCGCUUACUUACGACGAGCGGAACCACAAACUGACCUGCGUGUACAACGAUCACAGCCUCUACGUGUGGGAUGUCCGGGACAUUAAGCGGGUGGGCAAGUCCCACUCGGCGCUGUACCACUCGGCGUGCAUCUGGGGCGUGGACAUGUCCGCGGGCGGCUGCUUCCUGACGUGCUCCAGCGACGACACCGUGCGCGCCUGGACGCUGAAGCAGCACCAGCCCUCCAACAUAUACAGCAACGAGUUGACAAAAGUGGUGUACAUAGAUCCUGAGCUGAAGUUCUUGAAGGACGCGGACCUCACAGCCACCAGCGACAAAGACAAGGGCAAAUCAUAUGAUGACAAGACUGGAGUUCGGUGCGUUCGCGUGUCCCCGGACGGGCAGCACAUAGCGUCCGGCGACCGCGCCGGGAACAUCUGGGUGCACGACACCACCGGCCGGCUGCUGCGCACCCUGGAGGCGCACGAUGCCGAGGUGCUCUGCCUCGAGUACUCCGCCAGCCCCAGGCUGCUGGCGAGCGCGUCCCGGGACAGACUGAUACAUGUGUUUAUGUGUGAUAAGGGUUACCAAAUAAUGCAAACGUUAGACGACCAUUCGUCGUCAAUUACCGCUGUGAGGUUCCUCAACCCUGGCACGGGGCUGCAGAUGGUCUCGUGUGGCGCUGACAAGACAAUACUCUUCCGACAGUUACGGACGGGCCCCGACGGCGGGUACCAGUUCGUGCGCCUGCAGAACGUGUCGGGGCGCAGCACGCUGUACGACAUGGAGGUGGACGCGGGCGCGCGCCACGUGCUGGCGGCCUGCCAGGACCGCGCCGUGCGCGUCUACAGCGCCGCGCAUGCGAGACACACCAAGACCUUCCGCGGGACGCCCACCGACGACGGCACGCUCAUCAAGGUGGCGUUAGACAACAGCGGUAUAUAUCUCGCGACAUCGAGCACGGACAAGAUGCUGAGCGUGUACGACUACUACUCUGGCGAGUGCAUGGCCACCAUGUACGGACACUCCGAGAUCGUCACCGGACUCAAGUUCACCCCGGAUUGCCAGCACCUGGUGUCGGCGUCAGGAGACGGCUGCAUCUUCGUGUGGCGCGUGCCCCACGACAUGGUGGUCACCAUGCGGGCGCGGCUCGCGCAGCAGGCCAUACGCCAGGGGAAGAAAGUCCCAUUGUCAAACGGGUUACCAGCCCUGGACAGCGAGCAGGACUCGCAGCUCGGGUCGCCCCCGCGCGACCUGCCUGAUAACAAGUUCACAGCGCCCUCCGUACCGGACUAUACACUGAGGAUAGGACGUCUCCCAUCCUGGGCGAAGAAGAGUCUCGGCGACGAGUUAGCCGCCCCGGAGUCACCAGCGCCCGAGCCACCUGCCCGGGGCAAAUGGGCCACCAGGAUCAACCCUGCUCCUGAGAAGCGGGUGGACUCUGACGGCUCGAAGGACAGUUCGCUAGACAGCGGAACUGACACACGAUACAUCGAGAAGAGAAGAGAACAGGCCAAACAGAGGCCAAAGUCCCUCAACCUGUCGCAGUUGCCUCGCGUCGAAGCCUUAUUUCGACAUUUCGACGCUUCUAUCAAACAGACAUACGACAUUCUGUCCAUUUCGCCGAAGGUUGACAAGGUAACACUGAACCUGUCGAAGGCUCGUACUCCGGAUGGACGGACCAGACACCAUACGGAUGAUUCGUCGCUUGGCAGCUUUAAGUACGAGGAUCAAGAGUCAACAGAGCAUGAUGGCGACAUUGAAGACAUAUCCGACGGAGAGCGCACUUCGUCCUCGGAGCGCGGGAAUAGGACCAUGUACUAUCCAGGGAAUAAUGAUGAAGAUAUACCCGGCGAGUUCAUGGUGAACGCAAUGGACGCGGAGGAGCUGCGGCAGUCGGUGCGCAUGUCCCGGCGGCGCCCGCCCGCGCCCGCCGCGCCCCAGGCCUCGCUCAGCGGCUCGCCCAGGGACUCCGACGACGACGAGGUGUCAACUCCGUCUGGUGACAACGCGGACCGGAACCCACUGUCUGGUUCGUGUGAGUCCAUCGACACGGCUGGUCGACGCGAGAAGUACCUGAAGAGUGCCUUCGACAGCCUCAGCGGGGCUGAAGAGGCUCUGUCACAAGGCAACACGUCGCUGUCGGCGCAGCACCUGUCCCGGCCGCGGCCGGCGCCGGCGCCGCGCGCCGCCCGCCCGCCCGAUGCCGACGCCGCCGGCCGGCGCGAGGAGCUGCAGCGGAGGAUCCUGGAGACCAGGAGGCAGCUGGAGAGCGUCGCUUUCCGUUCCAAUCUGAAGUCGAGCCAGUCAACUACAGACCUAUCCUACAUCCCAGAGAAGGACAACUCUAGAAGGUCACGGCCCGUGUCUAUGGCCGUGCCGAGCAAUAGUCGACCUUAUGCAAGCAGACACCUCCUCUCGCCCUCUGACCAAGAGGAGGAGCCUCAGGGCAUGCGUCGAGCCAUAUCCCUCUCCGAUCUGGCGGCCAAACCGAUGCCGGCGCCGAGGACGCCCCAAGGUCCUCCGAAGCAGCCGUCUCCCCAGAACGGCAAUCCAGGGAAGUCUCCAUCAGGUUUCGUGAGACCCGCACCCCGGCACACUACUAAGAGUAAUAUGACCAGGAGUUCCAGUGUCGGUGUGCUUAACCAGAGCGACUCAGAGUCCGACGGGCAGCCUACCCGCACCGCUCGCGCGCAGGGCGUGAUGCGGCCCACCAUCUCGUCUAUCAACAAGCAGGCUUCCAACGUGCGCAGGCGGGGCCUCGCUAACGCUUAUAGUGCUAUGAGCCUCUCGACGGCAGCCCAGGAGGAGUCCAGCUCGGAGGCCGAGGAGACCCGGGAAAAGCCCGCAGUACCGCCGCGGCCCCGAGCGGGGUCCGUGGACCAUACGCAGAGGAGGAUAGGGCGCAGCGGCAGCGAGCGUGACCUGUCGGCCAAGGCGCGCGAGGUGACGGCGCGACUCACGGCCGGCCCCCGCCCGCGGGGCCGCCAGGACCCGCCGCAGCACCAACACAACUUGUCAUCGUCGGAGCUGUGUUCAGCGCUGACCGAGCAGCUGACGAAGACAGCGAGCAAGGUGGUUCAGCUGUACAGAAGUCUGCAGCGGGAACCGAACGCCGCAGACGAUAUUAGCGGCCUGGAAGCAGCUAUCCUGGAGACCCAGAAGGUGCUCCGGAGUGCGGUGCUCAAGAAUGGUGGCUCCGCCAGCAGCGUGUCCUCGGACGGAGACCAAGCCAUACACAGCACAAGCCAGAGAUUGGAGCACCUACUUGCUAAAGAAACAAACGCGAACAAUCCAGCUAUGUCCCUGAUAGAACAAUACUCAGACAUACUCCUCAACAUGAUGCAGACCAAGAUGGUGAAUCAGUUCUCCCAGAGCCCCCAGAGUCCUCAGAGCUUACCCCCCACAGCGCCCAGAGAAGGGGGGGAGAGCUAGUACUAUGAGUGGUAUUUAGGUACACUUAACAUUUGAUUGACAAUUCGUGAAAUGAGAAAACCAGCUGAUACUACUGUGCAGUUAAUUAAGCUGGUAUUUAAUCUAAGUGACAGUAAGAAUCAGUGAGGUGUGGGUGGGUUGUAUUUUAUCUAUCUAUCUCGCACCUCACCGAGCUUUCUUUACAUACAUACAUAAAUAGCCUAUAUACCUUCACUGGGCACAGCAUUCCCCUCAAUUAAUCUAAGGUAUAAAGAGGGGGAGUUACUGUCACAUUUGAGAUUAAAUCAGCUUAAAAGAUAAGUAUGGAAUGAAGGAAAUAGCAAAUAGAAAGUUGACGUUUUCAUGUACCUACGAGCAUGUGUUUUAGUAUUGUUAUGUGAUGAUAAUUCAACGUGAACAAACGAGUGACAAAAACAGCUAGUACUGUUUUACUGCGAUGUUUUGUGAAAAUUUAUGUGUAAAUUUGGUAUAAAAAGAGGGAAAAUUCGUUAUAAAUUAACCAAGGCAAAAGAUCGAAUGUGCAUACAGCCAUGGUAUAACAAUACCAGCGGGCCUAGCACCGUAAGCACGCGACUCUUUCUCGCCGCGACAGAGAUCAUCUGUCUCUUUCUGUGCAGUACUGUGAGAGAGAGACGGGUGACGUAUGUCGCGGCGAGAAAGAGUCGCGCGCUUACGGCGCUAAGCCCAUAGAUGUGCUCAACCCUAUGACAAGCCGCCAUUGCUAGCCCAUUGAUGACGUAAGUGUUACCAUUCAAUUGGUAUCUCCAACAUUUCAAGGAGGUAAAUUUUUUAUUGAAAAAAAUUUCCUUGCAAAGUAAAUGAAAAACAUUGGACGUGGGUAAUUAUUUUUUUUUUACGAAAUGGCAACGCAGGGUCGGAUGACGUCAGCUGGGCUAACCUUGAAAUGUUAGCUGUCAGUUUUGAGCAUACCUGGUCUUCUUAUACUAUGCAUACAGCCUCAUUUUUUUCCGACACUCGUUUAGGACAGGCUAAGAUCACAAGACCUUGCUGCCUAAUAAGUAAACAGCCUGAAUUACUCUGUGCAUUGGCGAGAGUUUAGAAGAAAAAGAUAUAAAUAAAAUUGUUAGAGGCAAACGUUUUUGAUGGUACAGCCUAAGUAAAU
Messenger RNA from Pectinophora gossypiella (pink bollworm), 6386 nucleotides. It is a transcript of the gene Wdr62, whose product is annotated as mitogen-activated protein kinase-binding protein 1. Gene Ontology annotation, cellular component: mitotic spindle. The transcript has 36 exons. Bases 857 to 5263 code for a protein of 1468 amino acids. Lineage: Eukaryota; Metazoa; Arthropoda; Insecta; Lepidoptera; Gelechiidae. Gene Ontology annotation, biological process: mitotic spindle organization; regulation of mitotic cell cycle. The record is from RefSeq and is a predicted model, not a curated record. Gene Ontology annotation, molecular function: protein binding.